Molecule: messenger RNA, 1367 nt
Organism: Boleophthalmus pectinirostris (great blue-spotted mudskipper)
Lineage: Eukaryota; Metazoa; Chordata; Actinopteri; Gobiiformes; Gobiidae
Gene: zng1a
Product: COBW domain containing
Exons: 16
Coding region: 167-1261 (364 amino acids)
Cellular component (GO): cytoplasm
Source: RefSeq, a predicted model, not a curated record
GAGCUGCUACAGCGUAACACCGAGUAACUCCCAUGGUGCAGAGCCAGCAACAUUUCUCAUAAACCUUUUAUCCACUCUUUUAUUUUUAUUGGACAAUUAAAGUGACUGUUCUGAGGUGAAGCAGCAACGUCUUGGUGCAGUCGUCGUUCAUUUAACAAGUUCAGUUAUGGAUGAAGAGGAUGAGUGUCCAGAGCUGGUGCCCAUUGACCCGAAGCCUCCCGUGUCUUUGGGGCAAAUACCCGUCACUAUCAUCACCGGAUAUCUAGGUGCUGGAAAGACAACUCUUCUAAACUACAUCCUCACAGAACAACACAACAAGAGGAUCGCGGUCAUACUCAAUGAAUUUGGAGAAGGUAGCGCCCUUGAGAAGUCUCUUGCAGUGAGUCAAGCAGGAGAGUUGUAUGAAGAGUGGCUGGAGCUGAGGAAUGGCUGCCUCUGCUGCUCUGUGAAGGACAAUGGUCUAAAAGCCAUUGAAAACCUGAUGGAGAAGAAGGGAAAGUUUGACUACAUUUUGUUAGAAACGACCGGACUUGCCGAUCCAGGAGCUGUGGCCUCCAUGUUCUGGGUGGACGCUGAGCUCGGCAGUGACAUUUAUUUAGACGGGAUCGUGACAGUCAUCGAUGCCAAGUAUGGACUACAGCAAUUAUCAGAAGAGAAACCUGAAGGACUUGUCAAUGAAGCUGCCAGGCAAAUCGCUCUGGCUGAUUUGACUAUUAUCAACAAGACAGACCUGGUGAAAAACGAAGAACUAGCUCAACUCAAAGACACUGUGAGGUCCAUCAAUGGUCUGGUGAAGAUUUUGGAGACACAGCGAUCAAGGGUGGACCUCUCCGAAGUCCUCGACCUACAUUCCUUCGACAGUGAGAAUGUCGCAAAUUUGUCUGAGAAGCUGCAGCUCAUGAGAUCGUCCCAUCCUCAUCUGGAUAAGAGUAUUUUAACGGUGACUUUUGAAGUGCCUGGGGACCUCUGCGAAGACUCUCUAAACAUCUUUGUCCAGGACCUUCUGUGGGAAAAGCUGUUCUGUAACAAAGACGGGCAACCCAUGACUGUCAUUCGACUCAAGGGCAUAUUAGCGCUGGCAGGUAAAGACCACCAGGUGAUGCUCCAGGGGGUCCACGAGCUGUACGAGCUGAAUGAAACGCCUCAGAUGUGGGAGGGGAACGCCCGGAUCAGCAGGCUGGUUUUUAUAGGUAGAAAUCUGGAAAAGGACUCUUUACAAGAACAGUUCAUGUCAAGAGUUUUACACAAACCUGACCAAUAGUUCUGGGAGUCACAUUUUUAUAAGAUGGUUUGAAUUUUGUAUUUAUGUUGGUUGUAAAUUGUACUAAUUUGCUCCUCAAAUUAUAUUAAAAUUAAAAUUAACUGCG